This is a messenger RNA of Triticum turgidum subsp. durum (durum wheat), 381 nucleotides long. The record is from the annotation of a GenBank genome assembly. Lineage: Eukaryota; Viridiplantae; Streptophyta; Magnoliopsida; Poales; Poaceae.
AUGUGUUCCGAUUGUAGACCUAUCAAUGCUAUCACCGUUUGCUAUAGGUACCCCAUUCCAUGCCUUGAUGAUAUGCUAGAUGAACUUAGCGGUGCCACUAUUUUUUCAAAAAUUGAUCUUAAAAGUGGUUACUAUCAAAUACGCAUACAAGAGGGUGAUGAAUGGAAAACCGCUUUCAAAACAAAGUUUGGUUUGUAUGAGUGGUUAGUCAUGCCUAUGGGAUUAUCGGAAGCACCCGAUACUUUCAUGCGUCUUAUGCAUUAUGUGUUUCGCCCUUAUAUUGGUGAAUUUGUUGUCGUCUACUUUGAUGAUAUCCUUGUGUUUAGCAAAUCUCUCAAAGAGCAUGUCACCCACCUUCGAACCGUCCUACAAACUCUUUGA